AUGCCCGGGGAACUGGCAACGCCACGCGUCCGUCAGGCGACCAAAGCAGCGCUGGGUGGAGUGCGGACCCCCGCACUGCUCACCAGUGCGGUCGCCGGUACGGAGAACGUAAGAGCAGGGACCAAAACCCCCACCGCGCUGGCGUGCAGUGUACCACUCACGAAGCUGCUGAGGGGACAAGGUCACACCACUCCGCUGCUGCUGCUGGCGCUGACCACCACCGGCGCCACUCCUCGACGCAGAGUCGCGACUCGCUCCACCACCGCCGCCUCCGCCGCCCGCCGCCUCCGCCGCCUCCUCCACCUCCGCCUCCUCCACUACCUCCGCCGCCUCCGCUACCUCCGCCGCCUCCGCUCCCUCCGCCACCUCCACCGCCUCCGCCGCCUCCACUACUGCCGCCGCCGCCGCCACCCCCAGCACCACUCCCACCAACACCCCCACUCCCUCCACCGCCUCCACCACCACCUCCACCGCCCCCUCCACCUCCUCCAGUGCCCUUGCCCCCCUUGCCCUUGCCGGUGCGGCGUCCUCCCGCUCGGGGCAGACGCAGCGCCGACCGACUCGAAACCAACGAGGUGGAGCAAUCGGGCUGCUCGGCGGCUCGGCUGUCGGGCGACUCGGCUGCAGGGCGGCUCGGCUGCUGGGCAGCUCGGCUGCUGGGCGGCUCGCCUGCUGGUGCGGGGGCGGCUGGGCUGCUGGGCGGCUCGGCUGCACGGUGCUGGGCGGCUCGGCUGUCGGGCGGCUCGGCUGCUGGGCGGGCUCGGGAGGUCGGGCGGCUCAGGUGGCCGGCGGUUCGGCUGCUCGGCGUUGCGGGCGCUGGGAGGCGGGGUCGCAGGUGGUGGCGAGGUCGCAGGUGGCGGCGGGCCGCAAGGGGUGGGCGGGGCCGCGGUGGCGACGGGGCCGAAAUGGGCUAAGUGGGGCCGUAGAGGGGCCGAUGGGGCCGAAGUGGGGCCGUAG
Closterium sp. NIES-65 is the source of this 957-nucleotide messenger RNA. Lineage: Eukaryota; Viridiplantae; Streptophyta; Zygnematophyceae; Desmidiales; Closteriaceae. The record is from the annotation of a GenBank genome assembly.